This is a messenger RNA of Saitoella complicata NRRL Y-17804, 662 nucleotides long. RefSeq lists its product as uncharacterized. The transcript has a single exon. The record is from RefSeq and is a predicted model, not a curated record. NCBI's taxonomy places the organism in Eukaryota, Fungi, Ascomycota, Saitoellomycetes, Saitoellales, Saitoellaceae. The coding region runs from base 63 to 569 and encodes 168 amino acids. Gene Ontology annotation, biological process: endoplasmic reticulum unfolded protein response.
CGGCAACGGAGGCAGUAGAGUCUGGCUUCGUAAGGCUGGGACGUCGUCUCCGUGGAUUGGGUAUGAGGGGACUAGGAAGAGAAGCGGCUUGGCGACGCCUCAGAAUCCACGCGGGACAAGUCUGGCUCGUUCUCCGCCUCGGGUUCAUGUUGGCGUUGUUUUCGCAGGGCGCGGGGUGGGGAAAGUUCGUGACGUUGUUGUUGAGUGCUUGUGUUAUAUUCUUUUGGCAGACGGGGAUUUUGGCGUAUUUGAGGGGAGGAGGGCAAGGAGAGAAUGGGGCUAGGCCGGUGGUUGCUGAGCAUCGUGAACAGCCGGCUGGUCCAGCACCGGGGCCAGCAGCGCAACCACAGGAACAUUCGAAUCAAGCACAAACACCCGCACCAGGAGCAGCAGCAGCAGCAGCAACACCGACACCCACAGCACCCGCGGCCGUACCUGUCGCGCAAGGGCCAGUGACAAUCUUCGAGAUGCUGAAGCAGAUCACGAUACUGUUCUUCACAAGUCUGAUACCUGGACCUGAGGUGGUGCCUCCGGGGUUUGUUGCAGAGCCUGUUGCGAGGGAAGCUUGAUCAUGAGCUUGCUUGGGGCCAUGACAUAAGGCAGAAAUGUACGCUAUGAGAGGACCGCUGGUCUGAAAUGGAUGGGGCAGGGAGAAGGGGAGU